Plodia interpunctella (Indianmeal moth) is the source of this 3022-nucleotide messenger RNA. RefSeq names its product Sideroflexin 2 (gene Sfxn2). Bases 164 to 1138 code for a protein of 324 amino acids. The transcript is spliced from 9 exons. NCBI's taxonomy places the organism in Eukaryota, Metazoa, Arthropoda, Insecta, Lepidoptera, Pyralidae. The record is from RefSeq and is a predicted model, not a curated record. Gene Ontology annotation, biological process: monoatomic ion transport; serine import into mitochondrion. Gene Ontology annotation, cellular component: mitochondrial inner membrane. Gene Ontology annotation, molecular function: monoatomic ion transmembrane transporter activity.
GUCAACUGUCAGCGUUAGACGCAGUCGCAGCCAACUGAACUGAAUUGACCCAACCAGCUGCUGUUUCGUGAAGUUAAGUUGUGUGGUGGUGAAGUUUAAUAAUAAUAAUAAUCAAACAUUUAUAAAUAAACGUAAUUUUUUGGAUACACACAUAUCAGUAAUCAUGUCUAGAAUAGACAUCACUGAACCUCUGUGGGACCAGAGCACCUUCUAUGGCAGGUUCAGACAUUUUGCCUUCAUCUCCAAUCCACUGUUGUCUUUGGCCAAUGAGAAGGAACUGUUGGAAGCCAAGGAGCUUUAUAAUCAGUAUAAAGCUGGAAAGGAGCCGAGUGGCACUCCUAUAGAGAAGGUGAUCCGAGCUAAGCAGCUAUACGAGUCAGCGUUCCACCCGGACAGUGGAGAGUUGCAGAAUGUGUUUGGUCGGAUGUCCUUCCAAAUGCCGGGAGGGUGCCUCGUCACGGGUGCCAUGCUGCAGUGGUAUAGAACAGCAACGGCUGUGGUAUUCUGGCAGUGGGUGAACCAGUCGUUCAACGCGCUCGUCAACUACACGAAUAGAAAUGCGAACAGUCCUCUAACCACGACCCAGAUGGGAGUGGCGUACGUGUCUGCCACAUCGGCGGCUAUGGCCACCGCGUUGACCUUCAAAUUUGUGGUGCAAAAGCGCGCGAAAAAUCCCAUUUUCGCUAGGUUUGUCCCGUUCGUAGCCGUGGCCGCCGCCAACUGGGUAAACAUUCCACUUAUGAGGCAGAACGAAAUUUUGUUAGGUUUGGACGUAACAGACGAGAACGGGAAAAUAAUAGGAAAAUCACAAAUAGCGCCAGUCAAAGGGAUAUCACAAGUCGUCACGUCUAGGAUAGCGAUGUGUUCGCCCGGCAUGGUGCUGCUGCCGGUGCUGAUGCAGCGCCUCGAGCCGCGGCGCUGGAUGCGGCGGCUGCGGCCCGCCCACGCCGGUCUGCAGACUGCGGUCGUCGGCCUCUUUUUAACAUUCAUGGUGCCAGUGGGCUGCGCUUUGUUCCCACAGAAAUGCAAAUUAUCAAUAGACACGAUCAAGCGUUUCGAAAAAGAUAAUUAUGAAGAAAUAUUGAAAAACACAGGCGGUAACCCACCGCAAUAUGUUUACUUCAACAAGGGAUUGUAAAUAUCUAGACAUUUAAAUUAUACAACUGGUCUUAGGCUACCCUAGGUAUUUUGUUUCUUUCAUGUCGGUACAAACUGUCGAAAGAAUGAAAGAGAUAUAUUUAAUAAAGUAACUGUUAUCCCGAGAUGUAUUAAACGCUGCUUAAGAGAAGGCUUAGAAACUCAACGGCAAUAAGUCCUAUAGAGAGAAAUUGAAUCGAUAACUAUUUGUAUGAUUUAUUAUACAUAAAUUAAUUACAACUUUAAAUAAAGGUUGAUUAGGCAAAUUGCCUAAUAGCAGUAGUAUAGUAUCAAGAAAUAAUUAAAAACCACCCAUUGCAUUUUUUAUUAUGAUUUUUUGAUUGAUUGAUUUUUUAUUUUUGACAAUUGUAUCAGCAUAUAUAUUAUAUGCUGAUAUAAUUGUCACUGAGUAUUUUUUAACUUUUCUAUUUUAUUUUCAUAAAUCAUAGUUAAUAUAGGUGUUCGUUUCUCAAUAAGUAUAUUUUUUAUGAUUGAUUUUAUUAAAUAAGAAAUACUAAUUAUUUUAUAUUUUGUUUUACAUUUUUUUAUGUGUGUUUCUGUUAUUAUAUGAAUAACAUUAAUUUACACUUUGGGUAGCGUAUUUAUAAUUAAAAUUUAAGGAAUAUUGCAACUAAACAUGUUUGACUAAUCUAUGAUACGGUGUAUUUGUAUAUUACAAUCCUGGAAUUUAUUUUUUUAUUAAUAUUUUUUAGUUAGUAAGUACAUAUUGUUAAAUGUGAAUUUUUCGAUUUGUUAUUUUUUCAUAAUUUGAUGGUCAUAUGAUAAGUUAUAGUAAAUUGCACAAUUGUUUUGCAAGGUACACUUAAAUAAUUUUUCAAAAUAAAAUAUGUAGGUGCCAUAUUAAUUUGUCAAAGAUAUAAAAUAGUUUUUUUUUUUUAAUCAACUGGUGUCUUUGGUCAACUCAAGUAAUUUACAUUUAACAUUCCAAAUGAAAUAUGCGCUUCUUCAGAUCGAUUCCAUGUGAAAUUAAGUUCAUAUAUAAUAACAAAAUAUUUUAAUUCUAGUCUGUAAUUAGCUGCUCAAUAUGCUUUUUAAAAUUUACUUGUAAAGUAUUAUCCAAACGAAUGUCGUUGUCGAAUAUCUACUUAAUUUGUUUAACAAAUAAAUUUUAUCUAUACUAUUAUUAUAAAGAGGUAAGCGUUUUUGAGUUUCUAUGUUUGAGGCGGGUAAUCUCCGAUCCGAUUUCAAAAAUUCUUUCACCAUUAGAAAGGUACAUUAUCCAAGAUUGCUAUAGGCUAUAUUUUAUCUCAAAAUUCUCACGUGAGCGAAGCCCCGGGCAACAUCUAGUUGUUAAAUAAAUUAUUAAUAUUAUAUUUUCUUUAUGUUUAUGUUCAAAUGUACACGCUUCAGUGUCGGUAUUUUUAAGAAUGGAAAAAAUAUACCAUAGCCAUUUGUUUUUGUUGAGUUUUAAAUCAAAGUAUUAUAUUAUAGGAGUGUUGGAAUAUCAUUUUAACAUUUUUAUGUGAUGUCUUGUGUCCAAAUCCUAUUUGCCUAUCUAUAAAAAUUAAAGUAUAAAUUAAUGGACAACUAGUCAACUUUUUAUUUUUUUACGUUUGCAUCUUGUGUUUUUUUUUUUUCGAAAAUUGUAUUUUGUCAACGUCAUUUAUUAUUUUGCGUUUUUACUUUAUUCGCUUUUUACAUAGCUGAAGUAUUCUAUAAAUAAAUUAUAGUUUUUACUACAUACCUUUAAAAUUAUUAAAGGCUAAGAAAAACUGUGAAACUUUAUUAUAAACAUUUUUAUUGUUUCGAGUUUUUAAUAUUUAUUAGAAAACUGAAUUAAGUAUAGUUUAGGCGUGGACUGGUUCUGUAAAAUUAUAUUGUUUGUUGCAUUCUAAAGCUGUGACAAUAAAAACUAGAAUGAUUU